UGCUGUUGGAGGAGUGAAACCACUUCCUGUAUAGCUAGUUCCUGUGUUGACAGCUGAAGGGGAGGAGGGGACUGGAAGGAACACAGCCCAGGCUGGGGGGCUACUGAAUCUCUGGAGAUGAGGCCUUUAGUCCUUUCCCACCAGGAAUCCCACACUACAGCAGCUGGAGGAGCUUUUCCCAGUCUCUGUGCUCCACAGGGGUCCAGAGAGGUCCAGCAAGCAAGCGGUUUGGGUGGGAAAGAGAACUGGAGGAAGUUGACAGGGAUGGGCGGGGCCCAUGGGGGGCUGACCAGGAACUGAGUUUCCUGUUCUGUACCCAGGCAUCCAGCCCCUGGUUCACCCCCACCCCUUUCCAGCCCCCACUCCCCUCAGGAACCCAGGGAUCCGGUCCUCCUCCCAAAUCCCAGCUCCCCUGCCCCCUCCAGGUUCUCCCCUCCAUGGGAUGGAGGCUGAGAGACCCCAGGAAGAAGAUGGUGAGCAGGGGCCCCAUCAGGAUGAGCAUGGCUGGCCCCCUGUGAGCCCCACCACUCGGCCUUGGCGAUCUGCUCCUCCAUCCCCUCCUCGAGGAACCCGCCAAACAGUCCUGGCGCCCCGCUCGGCCUCCCUGCUCUCCCUGCAGACUGAGCAACUCCUGGACCUGGUGGCAGAGGCCCAGUCCCGCCGCCUAGAGGAGCAGAGGGCCACCUUCCAUGCUCCCCCAAGCCCCCCGAACCUAGUGCGAGCCCCACCCCGGCCUCUUGAGGACAGAGAACAGCUCUACAGCACCAUCCUCAGUCACCAGUGCCAGCGGAUGGAAGCCCAGCGCUCAGAACCACCCCUGCCCCCAGGGGGCCAGGAGCUCCUGGAGUUGCUGCUGAGAGUUCAGGGUGGGGGCCGGAUGGAGGAGCAAAGAUCCCAGCCCCCGGCACACACCUGCUGAGAUUUGAGACCUCUCCACAAAUCUGGGCCUCGAAGCUGGACAGCCUGUCCCAACCCCUGCCUGGCAGGGGUGCCAGAUGCUGGAAGACCCAACAGAAUCCAGUCAUCACCCUCACCCACUUUCCCCGGGGACUGGGAGGGGGUGAGAGGCCUCAGUCCCUAGGAAGUGUCAAGGUAGGAUAGGAUAGGAUAGGAUAGGAUAGGAUAGGCCCUAGGAAGUGUCAAGGUAGGAUAGACUCUUUGCCGAGUCCCUGGGAGCCUGCCCCAGAGGAUGACCUCGGCUGUCCAGACCCUCCACCCCUUCUCUGACAGCCGUGGGGACUCUGGGUCGUGGGUCCUGGUGGGGCCACCCCAAGUCAGGCUGAGGGUCUGCGGGUUCAGUCCUCAGCCUCCCACUGCGGAUCUCAGGUGUGGCCUGACGGGUGAGCCCAUUCCACACUCCUUCCCGGUAAGGACCUGGGGAAGGACCUACAGCAGAGCAUGAGCCGCUGUGCUACCUCCGGGGAUUGAGGGGCCCCGGGGGUUGUGAAUGGACCUUAGCCCUGCCCAUCCGCCUUCCCCGCGGCAGCUGUGUG
Molecule: messenger RNA, 1493 nt
Organism: Sorex fumeus (smoky shrew)
Lineage: Eukaryota; Metazoa; Chordata; Mammalia; Eulipotyphla; Soricidae
Gene: GPSM3
Product: G protein signaling modulator 3
Exons: 4
Coding region: 443-919 (158 amino acids)
Biological process (GO): regulation of inflammatory response
Molecular function (GO): GTPase regulator activity; protein binding
Source: RefSeq, a predicted model, not a curated record